Messenger RNA from Telopea speciosissima, 2152 nucleotides. RefSeq names its product T-complex protein 1 subunit gamma. The transcript has 15 exons. The coding region runs from base 119 to 1792 and encodes 557 amino acids. Gene Ontology annotation, biological process: protein folding. Lineage: Eukaryota; Viridiplantae; Streptophyta; Magnoliopsida; Proteales; Proteaceae. Gene Ontology annotation, cellular component: chaperonin-containing T-complex. The record is from RefSeq and is a predicted model, not a curated record. Gene Ontology annotation, molecular function: ATP-dependent protein folding chaperone; ATP hydrolysis activity; ATP binding.
CUCGAACUGUGUUCUCCAGCAGCUUAGCCUUCUUCUCACAAGAAAACUAAAGGCGGGAUCUGUGCAUUCUCUACGGACUUUAGAGUGCAGGGGAAGUUAAGAAGGAAGGGAAUCAACCAUGCACGCCCCCGUCCUCGUUCUCAAGGAUUCUUUGAAGCGUGAAUCUGGAAGUAAAGUGCACCAUGCAAAUAUUCAAGCAUCCAAGGCCGUUGCUGACAUCAUCCGUACUACUUUGGGCCCCCGCUCAAUGCUGAAGAUGCUCCUAGAUGCUGGAGGAGGCAUUGUAGUCACAAAUGAUGGAAAUGCUAUACUGCGUGAGUUGGACCUUGCCCAUCCAGCUGCUAAGUCUAUGAUUGAACUCAGCCGCACACAAGAUGAAGAAGUAGGGGAUGGAACCACUUCAGUAAUUGUUCUUGCUGGCGAGAUGCUUCAUGUGGCUGAAGCUUUUAUUGACAAGAACUAUCACCCUACAGUCAUUUGCCGAGCAUACAACCAAGCACUUGAGGACGCCAUUGCUGUGCUUGACAAAAUUGCUGUGUCGGUUGAUGUGAAUGAUCGUUCUGCAAUGCUGGGACUUGUUAGGAGUUGUAUUGCUACAAAGUUCACUAGUCAGUUUGGAGAUCUCAUUUCUGACUUGGCUAUUGAUGCUACCAUGACUGUGGGUGUGGAUCGUGGCCAAGGAUUACGAGAAGUGGAUAUCAAAAAGUAUAUAAAAGUUGAGAAGAUUCCUGGUGGCCAAUUAGAAGAUUCUAGGGUGCUGAAAGGGGUUAUGAUUAACAAAGAUGUUGUUACCCCUGGAAAAAUGAGAAGAAAGAUUUUAAAUCCACGCAUCAUGCUUCUUGAUUGCCCUCUUGAAUACAAGAAGGGAGAGAAUCAGACAAAUGCUGAACUGCUUAAGGAAGAGGACUGGGGAGUGCUUCUCAAAUUGGAAGAAGAAUAUAUUGAGAACCUCUGUGCACAGAUUCUGAAAUUCAAGCCCGACUUGGUAAUCACAGAGAAGGGUCUUAGUGAUCUAGCUUGCCAUUUCUUGAGCAAGGCAGGGGUCAGUGCUAUCAGAAGGUUGAGAAAGACUGACAACAACAGGAUCGCUAAGGCAUGUGGAGCAGUUGUGGUCAACAGACCAGAUGAGCUCCAGGAAUCUGAUGUUGGAACAGGAGCAGGACUUUUUGAGGUCAGGAAAAUUGGGGAUGAGUUUUUUGCCUUCAUUGAGGAGUGCAAAGACCCAAAGGCUUGUACGAUUCUUCUAAGGGGUGCUAGCAAGGACCUCUUAAAUGAAGUGGAAAGGAACCUUCAGGAUGCCAUGUCCGUAGCACGAAAUAUAAUUAAAAAUCCAAAGCUUGUUCCUGGUGGGGGUGCUUCGGAGCUGACUGUAUCGGCUACACUGAAGCAGAAGAGUUCUUCUAUUGAAGGCAUAGAAAAGUGGCCAUAUGAAGCUGCCGCUAUAGCCUUUGAAGCAAUUCCCCGAACUUUGGCCCAGAACUGUGGUGUGAAUGUGAUCCGGACGAUGACUGCAUUGCAGGGAAAGCAUGCAAAUGGUGAAAACCCCUGGAUAGGUAUUGAUGGGAUCACUGGUGCUAUUGUGGAUAUGAAAGAGAAGAGGAUUUGGGAUGCAUAUAAUGUGAAGGCACAGACAUUCAAGACGGCCAUCGAAGCUGCUUGUAUGCUAUUGAGGAUUGAUGACAUUGUGAGUGGUAUCAAGAAGAAGCAAGCUCCUGGGGCUGGCCAAGGACCUUCUAAGCCUAAGAUUGAGGAAGAAGGAGAUGCAGACAAUGAGCAGAUGAUUCCAGAGUAGAUUCCCCCUGCUGUGGUUGUUAUACUUGCAUCAGUCACCUGAAGUUCCUUUGUUCCUACUAAUCACAUGGGUAAAUAUCAAAGCCUGGUCUAAAGUGAGUUUUCUACACUAAUUACAUGAAUGACCCUUAUCCCCUUUCUGUGGGGGUUAUCGGGGUGGGAGAGGGAUCUAAACCGUUCAAUGGGUUUUUGCAUUUUUGGUUUCUCCAUUUCCUAGUUGAGUGUUUUUAACUUUUGGUUCUCAUCAGCUGUGCAACCAAUUUAGGAGACAAUGGUGGAUUGUAGUGGUGCAGGGUAAUGAAGUUCCAUAAUUUCAUUGUGAUAGUAGUAAAAAUUCAGGCAAAUUUAGUGUUGGGGUUAA